This is a messenger RNA of Salvia miltiorrhiza (redroot sage), 640 nucleotides long. RefSeq names its product protein RADIALIS-like 4. Lineage: Eukaryota; Viridiplantae; Streptophyta; Magnoliopsida; Lamiales; Lamiaceae. The coding region runs from base 131 to 421 and encodes 96 amino acids. Gene Ontology annotation, molecular function: DNA-binding transcription factor activity. The record is from RefSeq and is a predicted model, not a curated record. The transcript has 2 exons.
UGUGGUGGGUGUCUUUGUUUUAUGCAUAUAUGCUUAGUCCCCCAACCCCAACUAUAUAUAGCCGCCAAUCCAUGCACAAAUCCUUUAUCCUAUCAAACUAAUUAAUAGGUGCAGCUUUAAUUUGUAAGAAAUGGCGUCAACUUCACUGAGUUCGCGUAGGCCCGCUUCAUGGACCGUGCAAGAGAACAAACUGUUUGAGAAAGCGCUCGCCCGGUUCGACCGGGACACGCCCGACCGGUGGCAGAACGUCGCGAGGGCCGUCGGCGGCGGAAAGUCGGCGGAGGAAGUCAAGAUGCACUACGACAUUCUCAUUGAGGAUCUCCGCCGAAUUGAGUCCGGCCACGUGCCUAUUCCCAACUACAGCAACACUACUACUACUGCUGAAGAAGAAAAAAGGCUUCUAAAGUAUCUCAAGAUGUGAUGAUCAGCAUGUUUGGAGGAAUCAAUACGAUCAGCUUCCGGAUUGAAUGCAUGCAAAACAGAAGCUAUAUAUAAUGUUGAUAUUAUAUUUUGGUCUAAUUUCAUUUUUGGAGUUUUUCAUCAGAGAUUAAUAUAUUUUAUGCACUAUUUUAAUCUACAAUUAAUGAUGUAAUAUGUCCCUACAUUUACUUUUUAUUUAAUUAAGUGUUUGUCUAUCAUA